Molecule: messenger RNA, 2643 nt
Organism: Abrus precatorius (Indian licorice)
Lineage: Eukaryota; Viridiplantae; Streptophyta; Magnoliopsida; Fabales; Fabaceae
Product: sulfite reductase [ferredoxin], chloroplastic
Exons: 8
Coding region: 158-2221 (687 amino acids)
Biological process (GO): sulfate assimilation
Cellular component (GO): chloroplast stroma; sulfite reductase complex (NADPH)
Molecular function (GO): 4 iron, 4 sulfur cluster binding; sulfite reductase (ferredoxin) activity; heme binding
Source: RefSeq, a predicted model, not a curated record
ACAAACCAAAUUUGGCUUCACCAUCUGGAGUCACUACUAACUACCACCCAAUCGCAGUGUUGCUUUUCAUUUCACUCUCUCAACUCAACGCAGAAACCGUCUUCCACUUCUUCAUCAUCUUCCAAUUUCCCCUUCUUUAUUCUUAUUUCUUCAGCUCAUGACGACGUCGUUUGGAGCAUCUACGUCCACCGCGGCGCUCAAGGACCCCAAGGUUCAGAUCCCGAGCUUCCAUGGCUUGAGGUCUGCUUCCGCCUCCGCUCUCACUCGCAAUGCUCUUUCGCUUCCUUCAUCCACGCGCUCGCUCUCUCUCAUACGCGCUGUUUCCACGCCUGCAAAGUCUGAAACUGCCGCGGAGAAGCGCAGCAAAGUAGAAAUAUUCAAAGAACAAAGUAAUUUCAUAAGAUACCCUCUUAAUGAGGAUUUGUUGACUGAUGCCCCUAAUAUAGGCGAAGCUGCCACUCAAUUGAUCAAGUUUCACGGUAGCUAUCAACAGUACAAUAGAGAUGAGCGUGGUUCCAGAAGCUACUCUUUUAUGAUACGUACUAAGAACCCUUGUGGGAAAGUUUCAAACCAACUUUACUUGACUAUGGAUGAUCUUGCUGACCAGUUUGGAAUUGGGACCCUUCGUUUGACCACCAGACAAACAUUUCAGCUUCAUGGUAUUCUCAAGAAGGACCUUAAAACAGUGAUGAGCACCAUUAUUCGAAAUAUGGGCUCAACCCUUGGUGCAUGUGGUGACCUAAACAGAAAUGUGCUUGCUCCUGCUGCUCCCCUUUUGAGAAAAGAUUACGUCUUAGCUCAACAAACUGCAGAAAACAUUGCCGCCCUCCUGGCUCCUCAGUCUGGGUUUUACUAUGAUAUUUGGGUAGAUGGGGAAAGGUUUUUGUCGUCAGAACCACCUGAAGUAGUUCAUGCACGGAAUGAUAAUUCUCAUGGUACAAACUUCCCAGAUUCACCCGAGCCCAUCUAUGGAACUCAGUUCUUGCCAAGGAAAUUCAAAAUUGCAGUUACUGUGCCAACUGAUAACUCGGUGGAUAUUCUCACGAAUGAUAUUGGUGUUGUUGUUGUUACUGAUGAUGAUGGGGAGCCUCAAGGGUUCAACAUAUAUGUUGGUGGUGGAAUGGGAAGAACUCAUAGGUUGGAAACCACUUUUCCUCGCUUGGCUGAACCAUUAGGUUAUGUACCAAAAGAGGAUAUUUUGUAUGCAGUGAAAGCAAUUGUUGUUACACAACGAGAAAAUGGGAGAAGAGAUGACCGCAAGUAUAGUAGAAUGAAAUAUUUGAUCAGCUCUUGGGGAAUCGAGAAGUUUAGAAGUGUAGUUGAGCAAUAUUAUGGCAAGAAAUUUGAACCUUUUCGUCAAUUGCCAGAAUGGGAAUUUAAAAGUUAUCUUGGGUGGCAUGAACAGGGUGAUGGCAAGUUAUUUUAUGGGCUUCAUGUUGAUAAUGGUCGUAUUGGUGGAAAGAUGAAAAAGACAUUGCGGGAGGUUAUUGAGAAAUAUAAUUUAAAUGCACGAAUCACUCCAAAUCAGAACAUCAUCUUGACUGAUAUUCGUGCUGCAUGGAAGCGUCCAAUUACAACCACUCUAGCUCAAGCUGGUCUGCUGCAACCUAGAUUUGUAGAUCCCCUCAACAUAACAGCAAUGGCAUGCCCUGCUUUUCCAUUAUGUCCACUAGCAAUUACUGAAGCAGAACGUGGGAUACCUAACAUUCUUAAGCGGAUUCGAACUGUUUUUGAGAAGGUUGGUCUGAAAUAUAACGAGUCUGUCGUUGUAAGGAUAACUGGCUGCCCUAAUGGUUGUGCUAGACCAUACAUGGCUGAACUUGGAUUAGUUGGUGAUGGCCCAAAUAGCUAUCAGAUUUGGCUUGGAGGAAACACCAAACAAACAUCGUUAGCUCGAAGUUUCAUGGACAAGGUGAAGGUUCUAGACCUUGAAAAAGUUUUGGAGCCUUUGUUUUAUUAUUGGAAGCAAAAGCGUCAAUCUAAAGAAUCAUUUGGCGACUUCACAAACCGAAUGGGAUUUGUGAAGCUUAAAGAACUUGUUGAGAAAUGGGAGGGUCCAGUAGUAGCACCAGCACGCCACAACCUAAAGCUAUUUACUGACAAGGAGACAUACGAAGCAAUGGAUGAAUUGGCAAAGCUUCAAAACAAGAGCGCUCAUCAGUUGGCCAUGGAAGUUAUCCGCAAUUAUGUUGCUUCCAACCAAAAUGGGAAAGGUGAAUGAUUUCAUUGACUUUGCCAAAGAUGUAAGUGAUGCUGCUUUUUGGUUGACUGGAAUGGUGGAUAGGCAACUAAACGCUACUCUCUGUUGUUACUGUGUGGUAACUCUGGGAAUAUGCUAAAUUAAUGUUUUGGUUGUUAGUAAUUUUUAUCUAAAACGGCUUUCAGAUAGAAUUGAGUUUUUUAACACAAAAUAAGACUUUCUAUCAUUUCUGUAUCAAAUUUGGGGUGUUCGACCACUUGGUUUUUCUUCACAUAAUCAUGUUAGGUAAGAUCUUUUUUCAAUUGUAUUCUUGCUCCGAUAAAGUUCACUAAUGAGGAUUUGUUAAUAGCAAUCGUGUGGUUAAAGUUGAUUAAUUACUGACGAUGGUGCAUCUGGAAGCGUAUGUGUAUGUGUUCACCUGUUCAGUGUUUCUUGUUAUUUUU